Messenger RNA from Prionailurus viverrinus (fishing cat), 3544 nucleotides. RefSeq names its product paraneoplastic antigen Ma6F-like. Lineage: Eukaryota; Metazoa; Chordata; Mammalia; Carnivora; Felidae. The record is from RefSeq and is a predicted model, not a curated record.
AUGGUGGGAGGGGCUCCGGCUGCAGUGGCCCCAGCAGGGGUGUCGGACAAGGCGAAAGGGGACCUUCUCCUUGCAGAGGCCUCCACUGCAGAGCCUGCGACAGUCGGCGCGCCCCUGUGCGAUCGUGCCCCUCCCCCGCAGGUAUCCGCGAUGGCACUGGCUAUGCUUCGUGGCUGGUGCAGGUGGAUGGGCAUGGAUGCUCAGCGCUCGCUGCUCAUCCUGGGCACUCCCCACGACUGUGAGGACCAGGAAUUCCAGGAGGCCGCGCAGGCUGCCCUCCAGCCCCUGGGAAGAUACCGAGUACUGGGCAAGGUGUUCAGAAAGGAGUUCAGAUCCAAGGUCGCCUUGGUGGAGAUGGCUCAGUAUUUAAACCGAAGUGUGAUCCCCCGACAAAUACCAGGCAUGGGAGGACCCUGGACUGUGGUCUUCCUGCCCCAGGCCCCAGAAUCAGAGUCACAGGAUACACCCAAUUUCCUUGCACAGACCCAGAGGCAAGCAGGGGUUGCCUUGGCAGGCGAGGCAGGAGCUGGGGAUGGGGCAGGAGCUGGAGGCAAGGCAGCUUCUGGAGGCAAGGAAGGGGCUGGAGGCGGGGCAGGAGCUGGAGGCCAGGAGGGAGCUGGAGGCGGGCGUCUGGAGGCGGGGCAGCAGCUGGAGGCGGGGCAGCAGCUGGAGGCGGGGCAGGAGCUAGAGGCCAGGAGGGAGCUGGAGGCGGGGCAGCGUCUGGAGACGGGGCAGCAGCUGGAGGCGGGGCAGGAACUAGAGGCGAGGAGGGAGAUGGAGGCGGGGCAGCAGCUGCAGGCGGGGCAGGAGCUGGAGGUGAGGAAGGAAGCGAGGCAGAAGCUGGAGGCGAGGCAGGAAGUGAGGCAGGAGCUGGAGGAGCUAGAGGCGAGGCAGGAGCUGGAGGCGGGGCAGCGGCUGGAGGCAGGGCAGCAGGUGGAGGCGCAGAAGGAGCUGGAGGUGAGGAAGGAACUGGAGGCAAGGCAGGAACUGGAGGCAAGGCAGCGGCUGGAGGCGGGGCAGCGUCUGGAGGCGGGGCAUGAGCUGGAGGCGAGGCAGCAGCUGGAGACGUGGCAGCGGCUGGAGGCGGGUCAGCGGCUGGAGGCCAGGAAGGGGCUGGAGGUGAGGAAGGAACUGGAGGCUAGGCAGCAGCUGGAGGCGGGGCAGGAGCUGGAGGCAAGGCAGAAGAUGGAGGCGGGGCAGCGGCUGGAGGCAAGGAAGGAGCUGGAGGCGGGGCAGCAGCUGGAGGCGGGGCAGCAGCUGGAAGGAAGGAACUGGAGGCGAGGCAGUGGCUGGAGGCGAGGAAGGAGCUGGAGGCAGGGCAGCCACUUGGGCCAGGCAGGGCCUGAAGAGGAAGCAGGAGAGUCAGAUGAGGAGGGAGCCGCUGGGGACGCAGGAAUUGCAGGUUUGUUAGGAUCUGUGAGUGUGGCAGGAGCUGCAGGUGAGGCGGGACCUGCAGGUGAGGAAGGAGCUGUGGGUGUGGCAGGAGCCAUAGGUGCGGGAAGAUCCUGGACCCAGCCUUGGAGCCCGGCCUGGCAGCCUGUGCUGGAAAACAGGGCCUCUAUGAAACUGAGAACCUUUCCUGGAAUGGAAGAGCCACACCGAGAAGAAGAGUCCUUUGAGAGCUGGCUGGAUCACACCAGCGACAUGCUGUACCUGUGGUGCCACAUCACAGAAAGGGAGAGGAGGAGGAGGCUGAUGGAGAGCUUGGGUGGCCCCGCACUGGAUCUCGUGUGCGGCCUCCUGGCAGAAAACCCUGACGUCCCUGCACAGGAUUGCCUGGCCGCGCUGGUCCAGGUGUUUGGGAGGAAGGACACCCCCACGACCGCACGGCUGAAGUUCCUGACCUGUGGCCAGCGGCCCCAGGAGACUCUCUUUGUCUAUGUGAUUCGCCUGGAAGGCCUGCUGCAGUCGGCCGUGGAGAAGGGGGCCAUCCAUCCCAACGUUGCGGACCAGUUGCGCGCCCGGCAGGUGCUGAUGCGGGCCCGCCCCAACGAGAUGCUCGAGAACAAGCUGAGGAGGAUGCGGCUGGACAGGAGACCACCUGGCUUCCUGGGCAUGCUGCGGCUCAUUCAGGAGACCGAGGCAUGGGAGGCCACCGCAGCUAGGAGUGAGCACUUGCAAGUGGAAGAGGGGGCCCGUGUGGGCACCGGAGGCCUGGCCGCUGCCCGGGCCAGUGGAGAGGUUGCCGAAGCCUCCCCAGCCAGGGAAGAUGCUUCCCAGGCUGCCCCGGCCAACCUAGGGGCCAGUGAGGCCGUUCCUGGCAGUGCCGAAGCUGAUACGGCUGCUCCUGAAGCCCAUGAUGCCGCCAGGGCAGCCCUCGUCCCUGAGGAGGCCCCCAAGAUCUUCCCUGCCACGCAGGAAGAUGAAAAUGCUCCCGCCUCUGCGGGCCUAGCUCAGGCAAGGGCGAUGGGCAGCGCUUCCAGGGAGGGCCCGGGAGGUCCUGGCUGUGAGCCGGAGGGCCUCGCCCAGGCAGGAGACCAGGAGGCUGGGGAGCCCCUGGAGGAGGGGCCCAAGCCCAUCCCAGAGGAGUCGGGAAACGAGGACGGGGCUGGGGAGGUGAGGCCCCCCAAGUCCUCCUCGGGCAAAUAGGCUCAGAAGGCCCAGGGGCCCCCUCUCCUCUCAGGCAGCAGCGCUCUGGAGGCAGGGGGAGGCCACGCCAGGGCAGCAGCCUCUCCCCACAUGGAGGCAACAACCCACCCAGCCCAAAUUCCCAGGACCCCAUCUUCCCAAGGCACCCUGGCCACCACCAUCAGCCCUUCCAACGGACCAGGAUGACCAUACUUGAUGCAGAGUGGGGCAGGGAGAGGUGCCCCCUCCCAUGGCAGCUCCACCCCAGCCCCAGCCCCAGCCCCAGCCCCAGCCCCAGCCCCAGCGCGAAACCCUGCCAGUCCAGGCAGCCAGCCUGGGAAGCACCCCUGAGUGGCUGGCCCUAGCCUAGGUGAGGGGCACCUGAAAAUGUGUGCCACCCACACUGGCCUGGGAGAUGGUAGGGGCCGUCUCAAGGGUGCCGGCCCCUCGGGCCGCCCAAGAGGGGGACCCUCAUUCACUGACCCGUGGAGCACGUCACUCCACGCUCUGAGAAGCCCACUUGUGCCUCUGUAGGCCACUUAGUGACGACCCCCCCCCCCCCGUGUCAAGUGGCACCCCCAGCUCCCCCUACACGCACCCUAGUUACCAUUCCCGUGCAGAGCCCUGAGGUGUGCAGGAGCCCGCGGCGGGUGUCCUGGCCUGACGCAGCAGCCACCUCUCAGCCCCGGGUGUGUGGCACGAGCUUCAGUGCGAGCCCAGGCUCUGCUCGCUGUCGUGCGGUGUCGUGAGCUCAGCCCAUGCUUCCUCGGUGUAGGUUUAGGCCAACUGCUGCUUGUUCUUGUGGAGAUGUGUGUGUGUUCUUAUCUGAGCAGCCGCCCCCACCCCGCCCCGGAGACCUGUCGAAGCCCAGUCCCAGGAGAUGGCGGGAAGGACAGAAGAAGGCACGGCUGGUGCUGACCCCGCGACCUCAGGAAGGAGGCACUGGACCAAGGACAGAGGUGGCCUGCGGGAGUCU